This is a messenger RNA of Cylicostephanus goldi, 285 nucleotides long. The record is from the annotation of a GenBank genome assembly. Lineage: Eukaryota; Metazoa; Nematoda; Chromadorea; Rhabditida; Strongylidae.
GUCUAUUAUGAACAACUGGUUUUGCAUCCUGAAGCGCAAAUGAGGCGGAUCUUGGAUUUCCUUGAGAUACCAUGGAAUGAUAGCGUUCUUCACCAUGAGAGGUUCAUAGGCAAAGAUGUUUCAUUGUCAAAUGUGGAGAGGAGUUCUGACCAGGUUAGUAAACCUGACGAGACGGUUAUCAAAAAGACGGAAGAAAUUCAUAAGAAUGUUCAUGAAUGGUACAAGAAGGCUGUUAGCGUUGUAAACGAUCCAGCAAGAGUGGAUAAGCCAAUUGUGCCCGAGUAG